UAAGAAAUUCCAAAUACUUUAGGAGAUAUCAAAUUUUUUAAUUUUGCAAUACAAGACCUGUGGAACCAUUCGAGCGGCGCCAUUUUUGUUAUUUUGCCGUGUGUUCGUGAAUACGUGAAUCGUGAAUGCGUAAUUAAUAAAAUGGUUGAUUAGGUCAGGUCAGUUACAUUAUUAAUACUUUCAAACUAAGCCGACAUUAAAAAUUAUUUUGUGAAUUAAUUUUAAUGGCUGUUUAGUUUUAAAAUAUUUAUAAUGUAACUGACCUGACCAAACAAACCCGGACAGAGGGUGAACAGUAAACUAAAAUGGUCGAUUAGGUCAGGUCAGUUACAUUAUAAAUACUUUCAAACUAAGGUGAUAUUAAAAAUAAUGUGAAUUAAUUUUAAUUAUUCUUUAGUUUUAAAUUAUUUAUAAUGUAACUGACCUUACCUAACAAACCCAUAACAAAGGAUGUACAGUAACAACUCACGUAAAUUUUUUUGUUACUUAUUACUUGCGCAACAAUAUCAAAAUAACAAAUAAGACUUUAAAAUUAGAAACGUUAAAAACUCACCUAAGUUGGAGGCGGUAAUUAAACACCGUUUUAAACAAUAAUUGAACUAAAUAAUCACGUAUUAGUUCAUUUGAAUUCUGGCCUAUCACGAACAAUCACGUGACAUCAUUAUCCAAUAAAAAAAAUAGAUACUCGUACGUAAACAAGAAACAAUGGCGCACGCACGCCACAGGAAAGCGCUGGUUUUGUGCUGAAAUUUAAAAAUUCGAUAUCUCCUAAAGUAUUUGGAAUUUCUAAUCUCCGCCGCUUUUAAUGAAAAGAGGAAUUUGAAGAGCAUAUAAUAAAGGUAUUUUCGGAUUUUUAACAUUUUUUUUCGCAAAUACCGCUCAACUACAUAUGAAGAAAUUUAAAAAUUCGCUAUCUCCUAAAGUAUUAGGAAUUUCUAAUCUCCGCCGAUUUUAAUGAAAAGAGGAAGUUGAAGAGCAUAAAAUAAAGGGCGGCGAGCGACGAAGAUGUCCCAUGAGGUCGUGUAGCAGACAUCUGUUGGUGGCCGCAGGUGCCAUCUGGACGGCGCUGCACCUCGCCGCCGCCGGGUUUGCAUGCAUCAGCAACCCGUGUCUCUAUGGCAUCUGCAUGGACGACACCAACAGCUCGUACACGUGCUACUGCGUCGACGGCUACACGGGCCUGCAGUGCCAGACCAACUGGGACGAGUGCUGGUCCUCGCCCUGCCUCAACGGCGGCACGUGCGCGGACGGAGUCGCCGCCUUCAACUGCUCCUGUCCGGACGGCUUCACAGGUGAAAGAUGCGAGGAGAACAUGGACGAGUGUGGUUCAAAUCCUUGCAUGAAUAAUUCUACCUGCGUUGAUGGCGUCAAUGGAUACGAGUGCACCUGCCUUCCAGGAUACACAGGCGCGCUGUGCGAGACGGACGUGGCCGUGUGCAACUCGACCGGCGAGCCGCGCUGCCUGCACGGCGGCCUCUGCGAGGAGGGGCCCGGCGACUCCUACUCCUGUCGCUGCGGCCCGGGGUGGACGGGCGCGCUGUGCGGCGUCGCGACGGACGAGUGCGCCUCCUCGCCCUGCUCCAACGGCGCCGUCUGCGUCGACCUGCACGCCAGCUACGUCUGCGCCUGCCCCUUCGGGUUCACGGGCAAGAACUGCGAGGUGAAGCUGCACCCGUGCGUCGUCAGCCCGUGCCAGAACUCGGCGCUGUGUCUGCUGGAGGGCGAGGCGCGCGUGUGCUACUGCGUGCCGGACUACCACGGCGACCGCUGCCAGCACCAGUACGACGAGUGCCAGCUGGGACCCAGGUGUAUGAAUGGAGGAACGUGUUUGGAUGGCAUAGACAACUUUACGUGUUCCUGUCCACCGAAUCUCACAGGAACACUCUGCGAAUGUUUAAUAACAGGCCCAGAUGACAUGGACUGUACUUAUGUCAGUCCCACAACAAUUCCUUCCACUACACCUUCAGUGCCUUUAUCAGAAGUGUUUACAAGAGCUGAAACUCUUAUUCCUGAAGAGGAGCUAUCAUCUACUUCGGAGACUCUCGCAUUUCCAGCUUCUACUACCACUGGAAUAAGUCAUGUAACAACAAAGGGAGUUCAAACUACGCACAUAAUUUCAUCUACAUUUCUUCCUGUUACCCCAGAACAGACCACGUUAGUAACAGAAGAAUUUUUUGUGACCACUGCAUUAAACGUGUCGCGCCAUAGCACAACUCCUGUGGUUGUGCAUGAAAAUGUUUCUUCAGCUACGGAAACGAUGUUGUACCCCACAACCACAGAUGCAUCAGCACCUAUUACUUACAGUGAAACAAUACAGGAAACAAUUGGCACACAAUAUGUAGAAGGAAUAACGAGUAGUGUUACAGCACUCACCAAGAUAUAUCCAGAACUUGUAACAGGCCCUUCUAGUGAAGUAACGACUUUCGUUUACACUACAGAUUCAAAAUAUAGGACUGCUUCGAGUGAUCACACGACUGAAGUUACUGGUAUAACUACUACAUUCCCUAACAAAACAGUGUCUCCUCCCAUAAAUGAAAGCACAACUUUACCAGGGGUAGAAAAUGUAACUUCAACUGUAAACAUGACUUCUGUUUCUCCACUAGAAGGAUUUUCUACAGUGCCUUUGCAAGAAAGUACAUUAGAAUCAUUUACUGAUGUGUCAGCAUCUGAAUCCGGAGUGCAAGUGACAGUUUCCACCAACACUACACUUGAAUCAGUCACCUCAGAAUUUACUAGUAGAGAUGUUUUUACUCCUGUGACCUUCCUCACAGAAACGCCUUCAACCCGGAAAGAAGUUACUUCAGAAAGUUCGACGACUUCAUCUGGAAUAUCGCUUUUAACCUCUCCGAGUGAAGAACACACUUCUACCACGCCGUACACAACAGAGAUAUCUCAGUUGACGUCCAAAAGCAGUGAUAUUACGACGUUGCCGAUGACGGAAAGUGGUUCCACCGAGUUCAUGUUCACAUCAGAAAUUUCAACGGAGGAGGAAACAUUAUUCACUACCAGCACAGAAUGGGCGGAUUGUUCUGUCUACCCUUGCCGCAAUGGCGGGACGUGUGUGCACACUGCAGACGGACCAAGGUGCUCGUGCAAGUUCAGCUGGGAGGGCCCGUGGUGCGAGGAGCCCUCCGGAGUGCGCGUGGCCGCCUUCACGGGCCGCUCCUACCUCACGCACCGCCUGGACCCGGCGCGCCUCACGAGGCUGCAGCUGGUGGCCAGGACUCUGGCGCCCUCGGGGGUCAUCCUGCACGCGCAGCUGCGCGACGACAAGUACGCCCGCCUCUACCUGCAUGCAGGCCUGCUCCGGUUCCAGUUCUCGUGCGGCGUGCAGACCAUGCUCUUCAGCGAGGUGGAGGUGCGCGUCAACGACGGCUUCCAGAUCACCGUGCUCGUCGAGCUGGCGCUGCCCUGGGAAGGGGGCGGGCGGCGCUGCUCGGCCUCGCUGCGAGUCAACAGCACGCUGGUGAUGAGCGGCGAGCAGGAGAGCUCCCGCGCCUCGCCCAGCCCAGGCCCCGGCCUGCUGCACCUGGGCGGGCUGCCGCCGCACCUGGGCGAGCCCGACCUCGCGGGCUUCACCGGCUGCGUCAGCAGCCUGCAGGUGAACAACGAGACGCGGCGCAUCGUGAAGGACGCGGUGGACGGCCGCGGGGUGACGGAGUGCGCCUCGCUCGCCUGCCUGUCCGGCCCGUGCCACGGCGCUGCCACCUGCGUGGAGGCCGGCGACCGCUGGCUGUGCCUGUGUCCCGCCGGGUUCGUCGGCGAGACGUGCGAGCGCUCCGUGUGCCUCAACAACCCGUGCCUGUUCGGGGCCACGUGCGUGCCCUACCCGGGCAGCGGCUUCCUCUGCCUGUGUCCGCUGGGCAAGCACGGCGUCUUCUGCGAGAACGAUCUGGAGAUCGGCCAGCCAUCAUUCUUCUCGACGGUGGGCGGGCUGUCCUCGUAUGCAGCCUACCCCCUGCCGGGCGCCAUCCACAAGAGCAUGGAACUGCGCUUCCGCUUCUCGCCCGCCACCACCGAGCAGGUAGCGCUCAUGGUGUUCGUGGGGCAGGAGGGAGCUCACGACUCACGCUCCGAUCAUCUGGCCGUCAGCUUCAUCAAGGGCUACGUGGUGCUCACCUGGAACCUCGGAUCAGGUCCGCGCAGGAUCUUCACCCCUCGACCCGUGGCGCGGCGCACCGGCGACCGGCCGCACUCGGUGCGCCUGGGCCGCUCGGGCCAGUCGGCGUGGCUGCUGGUCGACAACCUGGGCAACGUGAGCGGCCGCUCCCCGGGCCGCCUGUCGCAGCUCAACGCCCGCUCCGUGCUCUACCUGGGCGGGCACGAGUCGCGCAACUUCUCGCUGCUGCCGCACGACCUGCCGCUGCACGCGGGCUUCGCCGGCUGCCUGUUCGACGUGGAGCUGCGCGCGGGGCGAGCGACGGUGGCGCUGCAGCGGACGCGCGCGGCGACCGGCCGAGGCGUGGGCCAGUGCGGCACCUCCGAGUGCCACGAGCACGCCUGCCAGCACGGCGGCGCCUGCCUGCACCACGGCUCCACCUUCACGUGCCUGUGUCCCGAGGGCUGGCACGGCCCCGUGUGCGCCCAGCGCGCCAACCCCUGCGACCCGGGCCGGCACGCGUGCCGCGAGGGCUCCACGUGCGUGCCGCUGGCCGCGGGCCACGAGUGCGACUGCCCGCUGGGCAAGUCGGGGCGCCACUGCGAGCAAGACGAGCAGCUGUCGGACGUGCUGUUCUCGGGGCGGCGCUCGUUCGCGGCGCUGGAGCCGGCGGACCUGAGCGACUCGCGGGCCUGCCUGGAGCUGGAGAUGAGGCCCCUGUCUUCGCGCGGGCUGCUGCUGUUCGCCGGCCGCCGCGACGGCCGCUCCUUCGUGUCGCUGUCGCUGCAGGGCGGCGUGCUGGAGCUGCGCGUGCACCCAGGCACGUCGCGCAGGCGGGCGGCGCCGCUGGUGGUGCGAGGCGCGCGCCUGCUGGCCGCGGGCGAGUGGCACCGCGUGCAGGCGGGCCGCUACGGCCGCCGCUUCUACCUGCGCGUGGACGGCGCAGUCAGCUCUGCCGCGCUGCUGCCGGGCGAGGAGCUGCCCGCCGCCGACCUGCCGCUCUACCUGGGCGGGCUGCCGGACCUGGCGCAGCUGCCGUGGGGAGCCGUGUCGGGCCAGCCGGAGCCCUUCAGCGGCUGCCUGCGCGGGCUGGUGCUGGGGCAGCGCCGCGUGCGCCUGGGCGCGUCCAGCCUGCUGCACGCGCGCAACCUCGCCGACUGCGACGGCACGGCGUGCGGCGGCGACGUGUGCGACCACGGCGGCAGCUGCGCGCUGGGCCCGCGCCGCCGCCCCGCCUGCCUCUGCCCGCAGCAGUACACGGGCGAGCGCUGCGAGACGAGGCUGUCGUGCGCGCGCACCGCCUGCCAGCACCAGGGCCGCUGCGUGGGCGAGCCGGAGGCGGCGCGCUGCCGCUGCCCCGUCGGCUGGGGCGGCGACUUGUGCGAGCAGCGUGUGAACGCGAGCUCCCCUCACUUCGGCGGCGACAGCUACAUGGUGGUGCAGAAGAGUCCGGCCGCCCCGAGGCGCCUCGGUGCCAGGAGCCGCAGCAGCCUGGACAUCGAGUUCCUGUACCUCAACUUCUCGACGGCUGAGCCGGACGGCAUGAUCCUGUGGAGCGACCAGGGCGGGGACUUUGUCGGCGUGGGCGUGGAGCGCUCGCUCGUGAGGCUGGCGUGGUCGGGAGGCGGCGCCCUGCUGGCGGCGGCCGGGCCCGUGGCGGACGGCUCGUGGCACGCGCUGGCGCUGGCCUUCUCCCCCAGCGACGUGUCGCUGUGGCUGGACGGGCGCCUGGCUCACCGCGCCGACCAGCGCCGCCCGCCCGCCACCGACGGCGUCUUCUACCUGGGCGGCUUCCCGGAGCACCAGUCCUUGGAGGCGGAGACCCGGGGCCACUUCUCCUCGCGGUUCGUGGGCUGCAUCAGGGAGCUGUCCUGGAGCCGCGACAGCGUCAUCACCGACUUCUCGCGCUACAGCGGCGAGAACAUCGGCAGCUGCGACCUCUACUAGACCCGCCGGAGCUGACUCCCUACCCCUGCUGACCGCUGCUUCCGAACACCCGUCGCGGAGCGUGGGCGCGGCUAUGGUCGUGGCGUGCUGAAACCUUUCAUCUCUUUGUUGAGGCCCCCGUCUGCCCGGACACACACACACAUGGCGGGCAGAGCUUCAAGGAAAAAAACAAAGCUUAUUUGAAAACUACUCAACAUAUCCGAGUAGGGUCUGUUUACGAAAAGCAUCCAAGAGUUCGCUGAGGGCCGAAUAGUUAGUUCUGUUUCCGGAUGAGGUUUUUGAACCGUUUUUUUCAGAAGAGUGAAAAGGGCUAAAAAAAAAAAAAAAAAAGCCGUGUUUUCAGAGUAAUUUCUAGGCAUCAAACAACCGAUACAGAUUCUUUUAAGCACUUAAGGGUCUUUGCAUCACACCUUUAUCUUCAUUUCUCCGCCAUAUAAUGCUAUGGUCACCGCUCAAACUUCACAGUAGUUGUCUUGUGCACGACGAGGAGACUGCGCGCCAGUUUGGAACCAGGCGGGGGCGUAUGUGUGUGACACGACGCUUCGCUGGUGCUUCUACCGUGGUAUCGCCUCUAAGCGCAAGGCUCCGAACUGGCGCGCAGUCUUCCUGUCGUACAUAUGAGCGGUGACCAUAUAAUAACAUGUCGGUGAAAUGAAGAUAAAGGUGUAAUGAAAGUCCCUUAGGUUCUUUCAAGAAUCUGUAUCGGUUUAAUGCCUAGAAAUUACUCUGAAAACACGCCUUUUAUCCAUUUUCACUCAUCUAAAAAGCACAGUUUAAAAACCUAAUCCGGAAACAAAAAUGCUUUUCGGCCCUCAGCGAACUCUUAAAUGCUUUUCGUAAACAGGCCCCACUCGGAUAUCUUGAGCAGUUUUUAAAUUGCUAUGUUUUCCCUGAAGCUGUGCGCACCGUGUAUGUGUGCUCCGGUAGGCGGGGGCCUUAAUUAGGAGCGCGGCCGCCACGCGGGUUCCAAGUGAAACUUCUCUGUUCAAUAAUACACUCAAACAAUUAAAUAAACUAUUCAAUACUUCAAUUGUACGAUUAAACUGGACAAUGAAGUACACAAUGGAAGUUCAUAGUUGUAAGAGGAAAGAGUCUUACAGUUGUACGACUCUCUAUGCUAUUCGUUAUUCCCCUUCUCCCUCCUCACCAACAUACGAGUGUCCCACUCUUGAUCGUUGCACUUUUCGUUACGCCCUGAUGAGUCAUUUGUCCGACUUACCCUACCAGCGCAAAUAUUUCAUAGCGAUUAAGCUGGACUCAACAAUGAUCCGACCCAUUCGUCCGUCACCAGUCCGUCCGUCAAGUAAAGUGGCAUUCAGCCAAUCAGAUGGCCCGAGAAAUUCCAUACAUCCGUCCGUCCGAAAAAAAACUUGCCAAGCUUUAACUUUCGACGGACGGACGAUGAAAUUAUAUCCUCAAAAAUGUCUGAAAGGCAUUGUCUCUAUUUUAAAAAGAUUUUUUAGUCUUUUUUUAGGCUAAGCCGCUUCCUUAUUAUGUUUUUAACUUGCCUAUGAACGUGUUUUGAGUUAGAUAUUUGAAACAAAAAUUGUAAAUUAUGCACAUUAACUGGAAAAUAUAUUAAAAUAAAUAUUUUAGAGUUUGUUUGAUCGUUUGCAAGUGCUUAGCGUACAUGAUAGUCUAACUGGUAAAUCUUUACAAAAUA
Molecule: messenger RNA, 7709 nt
Organism: Bacillus rossius redtenbacheri
Lineage: Eukaryota; Metazoa; Arthropoda; Insecta; Phasmatodea; Bacillidae
Gene: eys
Product: protein eyes shut
Exons: 23
Coding region: 1013-6046 (1677 amino acids)
Molecular function (GO): calcium ion binding
Source: RefSeq, a predicted model, not a curated record